UUAAAAAGACAGGGCGCUCCUUUCCGUCACACAGACGCGUUUAUUCCAGCCUCCAGUGAGGAAACUUACCUCAGCUUUUCCUUGAAAAAAGAAAAAAACAUUCCCACUGAACUCUAAAACGUAAGACCAGAUAUCUGGAUAAAGCUGCGUCAGAAAAGAAAAGGACCGCAGUUUUUUAGGACUUCAGGACCCAAAGCACCUUUACCAAAUGGAGUCAACGCCGGAGUACACCGACACUUAUGAUUACUAUGAAGAUAACGAGACUGCGUGCGACUACUCGGAGUGGGAGCCGUCCUACUCUCUCAUUCCCGUGCUGUACAUGUUCAUUUUUAUCCUCGGUCUCUCCGGUAACGGUGUGGUCAUGUUCACGGUGUGGCGCGCGAAAUCCAAACGGCGCGCGGCAGACAUUUACAUCGGCAAUCUCGCGCUGGCGGACCUGACGUUCGUCAUCACGCUGCCGCUGUGGGCAGUGUACACUGCGCUGGGCUACCACUGGCCCUUUGGUGUGGCUCUCUGCAAGAUCAGCAGCUAUGUGGUGCUAGUCAACAUGUACGCAAGUGUCUUCUGUCUCACCUGCCUGAGUUUUGACCGCUAUCUUGCCAUCGUCCACUCUCUGUCCAGUGGCCGGCUCCGAUCCCGUGGCACUAUGCUGGCAUCGCUGGGUGCCAUCUGGUUCCUUUCAUGCCUGCUGGCUGUGCCCACUCUUCUGUUUCGCACUACUGUAGACGAUGUCGGGAGCAACCGUACCACCUGCGCGAUGGACUUCAGCCUGGUCACUCUCAAUCAGCAUCAUGAAUCGCUUUGGAUUGCCGGGCUCAGCCUCUCCUCUUCAGCUCUGGGUUUUCUGCUGCCUUUCUUGGCCAUGACUGUCUGCUACUGCUUCAUCGGCUGCACGGUCACUCGCCAUUUCAGCCACCUGCGCAAGGAAGACCAGAAGAAGCGGCGUCUCCUCAAGAUCAUCACCACGCUGGUGGUGGUCUUCGCAUUUUGCUGGACGCCUUUCCACGUUCUGAAGAGCAUGGAUGCCCUGUCUUACCUGGACCUGGCGCCCACCUCAUGUGGCUUCCUACACUUUUUGCUUCUGGCCCACCCAUAUGCCACUUGUCUGGCAUACGUCAACAGCUGCCUCAACCCGUUCCUCUACGCGUUCUUUGACCUGCGCUUCCGCUCACAGUGCCUGUGUCUGCUCAAUCUCAAGAAGUCCAUGCAUGGGCACAUGAGCUCCAUGUCUUCAACCCUCAGUGCCCAGACUCAAAAGUCUGAGGUGCAGUCACUGGCCACCAAAGUGUGAGAGGAAGUGAAAUGUGAAGAACAGAGAACAUGAAGUUAGAAGAGGGGUUAUAUGCUGGCGGCUGGUCCGUUUGGACUCGUGUAACCCCCUCAGUGUUUAAGGUGACUUUGACUAGAUGUUCGAGAAGAAGAUUGAACUGAUGGACUUGAGAGAACUUAUUGCUUUAUGUUUGUAAAUAAUACUUAUAGUUUUGUGUAUCUACUGUAUUCAUGGAUGAGUUGCUGAUGAGAAUUCUGGAACGAUGUGCAUGUGUGUGUGUGUACAUGUUUUCAUGUUCUGUAGACACCUUCCUGUCUACUUUUACACACUCAAAAACACGCACACACAGAGAACCAUCCGAGCAAACAGGAGGUUAAUUUUAAGGCCUAUACAACGACCACAACCAUGCUGCACUGAGGAUGAAUUUGCUUGUGCUGUUGUAAGAGUGUGUGAUUGUGUGAAGCAUAUAAACACUUGUGUAGAGAGACAAAGUGUACAAUAUUUUCAUACUAUUUUUUCUGCUAAUUUGGAAUGUUCAGAAAUGUUCAGUAUCUGGAGCACUUGUUAAUGGAAGAUAUAAAAUUAUUAUUUUCGUUAAACUCUCUGAUGUGAAUGUGUGUGUGUGUUUUGUUUUUUUCUAAAACUUUCAAAGUAUGUGGGUGUGUACCAGUGCAAAGGUGAUGCUGCCUGAUUAGAUAAAGCACAGACAGAGAGACAGGGAUGGGGGGCAAGGGGGCAGACAGACAGAUGGCAGCUGACAAAUGUCUCUGGAAAAAAAAGGAAGACAAGUGAAGGAAGGGAAUGAAUGUUUGUGUGU
Molecule: messenger RNA, 2087 nt
Organism: Xyrauchen texanus (razorback sucker)
Lineage: Eukaryota; Metazoa; Chordata; Actinopteri; Cypriniformes; Catostomidae
Gene: aplnra
Product: apelin receptor a
Exons: 1
Coding region: 209-1291 (360 amino acids)
Biological process (GO): G protein-coupled receptor signaling pathway; immune response
Cellular component (GO): membrane
Molecular function (GO): G protein-coupled receptor activity
Source: RefSeq, a predicted model, not a curated record